Carcharodon carcharias (great white shark) is the source of this 3961-nucleotide messenger RNA. Its product is annotated as transmembrane protein 144-like. Gene Ontology annotation, biological process: carbohydrate transmembrane transport. The coding region runs from base 129 to 1385 and encodes 418 amino acids. Gene Ontology annotation, molecular function: carbohydrate transmembrane transporter activity. The record is from RefSeq and is a predicted model, not a curated record. Lineage: Eukaryota; Metazoa; Chordata; Chondrichthyes; Lamniformes; Lamnidae. Gene Ontology annotation, cellular component: membrane. The transcript has 13 exons.
CCGCAGCUCCGCCUCCGUCUGCUCCAGUUACUGGGGCGUCUUCGGGGUUUCUUCCUGGAGGCGGAGACACUCAUCACGUGAGCACCAAGCAGCUGAGCUGGCAGAGAGAGAAAUAAUUUCCAUUUUGAAUGUUAUACCAAACUGACCAAAUGAGCAGCUGGGCAUUUUGGGCAGUAGUGUGUUGCUUCAGCAUCACCAUCGGAGUACCUGCCAUCAGUUGUCACAAAGAGCAAGUUUCCAAUUCAGAUGAUUGGAAAAGGCCCAAUAUCACAGCUGACCUUCCAUGGGAUCGGUCCACAGUUAUCGUGGGAAAGCAUAGCAGCACAAGACAAGCAUCUGGGAGGAAUGAAAGUCAUUUGGCAUUUGGAUUCACUGCCUGUGCUGUUUCAGUCGUGCUUUUUGGGAGCAAUUUUGUUCCUGUGAAGAAAUUUGAUACCGGCGAUGGGAUGUUUUUCCAGUGGAUUCUUUGUGCAGCAAUAUGGAUUGUAUCUCUGGCUGUGAAUUUAAUAUUGAAAUGCCCUAAAUUCUGGCCCCUUGCUAUGUUAGGCGGUUGUGUAUGGGCCACUGGAAAUGUUACUGUUGUUCCAAUUCUGAAAACGAUUGGCUUAGGUCUUGGAGUUUUAAUCUGGGCUGCAUUUAACCUCCUGAUGGGAUGGGCAAGUUCUAGAUUUGGCUGGUUUGGCAUUGACCCUGAAGAGGUAGCAAAACCUUGGUUAAACUACACUGGAGCAGCUCUGUCUUUCAUGAGUGCCAUCAUAUUUUUCUUUGUCAAGAGUGACAUAAAUGCUGCAAACAGUUCCGAAUCAACACUUCCAUUACUGAUUGACAGUAAUAUAAACACUGGUGGAGAAGCGACCUUGUCAGAUGAAUCCUGGGUGGACAAGCUUAGUCCACUAAAGAAAAGGCUUGUAGGAUCAUUCCUUGCAGUGAUUGCAGGGCUAUUGUAUGGUUCCAGCUUUGUGCCAGUGAUUUAUAUCAAGAACCAUGCUUUGAAGAAUGAAACGGAAUAUGAAAAUGCAAGCCAGUUUGAUCUGGACUAUGUAUUUGCACAUUUUAGCGGUAUAUUUCUCACGAGUACAGUCUACUUUUUGAUAUAUUGUGCAAUCAUGAAGAACAAGCCAAAGGUUUACCCAAAAGCAAUACUACCAGGCUUUGCUUCAGGUGUGAUGUGGGCGAUCGCCAACUGCUGCUGGUUCCUAGCAAAUGAUUUCCUCAGCGCGGUUGUUAGUUUUCCUAUAAUCACUGCUGUACCAGGCUUCAUUGCUGCUUUAUGGGGAGUGCUUAUGUUCAAAGAAAUAAAAGGACUGAGGAACUAUAUUAUUCUUGGCGUAGCAUUCUGCACUAUAUCAGCAGGAGCAUUAGCAACUGGCUUUUCCAAGGUGUGACUAAUGCAGUUACAGAAAAUAAACCAGAAGAUGGCAUCAAUGUGAAGUUAUUUGCAAUGAUAUUAAAAUUGGAACAGUUUGUAUCAAAGUACUGCUUUUGAUGUACACAGUGUCUCAGCCACUGUGCAGUGCCUUGGAACAACUGUUUGUAAGUCAGCCAUAAGGCUGCAGAAUUUUUGAUUCAAAUCCUUUUAUUAUUCUCUAAGUAAUUGUUAAUUUUGAAAUGUUAAAUGUUUAUUGACCUUAGUACAGUUGUUCUCAUUCAGAAAUAGAACUACUGCAAGAGGUAUUAUACUUGGGAGCAGAAUUACUGUAAACUAAGAUAAGAAUUCCUAAUUAACAAAUAUGAAAUUUUUGAUUCAAUAACAGACUAAACAAGGACACCUGGAAGUGAUUAAUAUUUUGUUUGUUUCAAAAAAAGUUGUUUCAGCCUUGGCUCUUUGGAGAAUUCUCACCUCUGAGUUUGAAGUUGUGGGUUCAAGCUCCACUCAGAAAAUUGAGCACAUACAAUUAGGAUGACACUUCAGUACAGCAUUGAAGCUGUAUUGCCACUGCCUUGAGUUCUUUCUUCCUGCUGGCUAAUAUUUAUCGAUCAGUAAGGCCACUGAAACGGAUUAUCUGGUCAUUGUGCAUUGUGCACAAAUAGCCAAAGCAGCCAUGGACUUUAAGUGCUAUUUAAAUUCAAGUUCAUUCUUUCUUAACACAAAACAGAUUCCUAAAUCCCGUUGUCUUUUGAUGAAUUGUAGUGUAUUAGCUGUAUCAAUCGACUCAACUGCUUAUCAAUCAGCAGAUAUGACUGGACUUUAUUGAGCACGAUCGAUUCUUAUUCACUCCUUUCUCAGGUUCGACAGCCUCAGGCUUCUAUUUGAUCCUAAGCUGAACAUCUGACUGAAUAUCCUCUCCUACUUCUACUUCAGUAACAUUCCCCAAGACCACCCUUGCUUCAUUCCAUCUGCUACUAAAACUUAUCCGGGACUUUGUCACACCCAGACUCAUUUACUCCAUAACCCACCUGGCUUGUCACCCAUCCUCCAACCUCCAUAAAUUUCAGCCAAUCCAAAAUUUUGCUGCCUGUAUCCUAUUCCACACCAAGUCCUCCCCACUAUCACCCCAUUACUCAUUGACCUACAUUGAUUCCUAAUUCCCCGUGCCUCAAAUUUAACAUUCCUAUCUUUGUGUUUAAACCCCUUCAUGAAUUUACUCCCUGUGUCAAACUCUACAGCCCUCAAGAACAUUGGGUUCCUCCCACUCUGGCUUUUUGGUUCACCCCUCAGUCCUUGCUUCCCCAUUAUUGGCAUAUAAGCAUUCUGGAGUUCCUUCCCUCCCUAGUCACCCUUCCUAAUCUGUACUUGUUGGGUUGAGCAUCAAUCUUUGUCUGAUUUAUGCUUCUGUGUAGUGCCUUUUUUAUGUUAAAAGUGCUAUAUAAAUGUGUUUUUAUUAAUGUAUUAAUUAUUCUAAUUUAAUAAAUGAGGGAUAAUUUUAGGUAAUUUUGUAGCAGGUUAUCUUCUAAGAAUGUUUUAAUAAUAUGUUGAGAAUUAUUAAUGUGAUUAUUUUCUGUCUCAAAAUUGGUGCUCUUCCUGUUAACUAACCAGAUCUACUUUGCAUAAAUGAUAAGAACAGAUUGAAUGCAAAUAGUGAGAUUUAUUUACUCUCGGUAAAAAUGUCCAUCUCCCUUUGGGGUUUUACCACAACCACAAAGACAAAUUUUGAGCUUAAUUGAACCACCUGCAUGGAACAUUUCUUCAGUCAGCAAAACCCAAUUAAAAAUGGGGUGACUUUGAGUCCAUGCUACUGGUGGGAGCUUCAUUCACCAACAGCCCAAAUCAGAAAUUCAGACAUGCAUUACCUGCAAUUUACUAAUUAUUCAUUUUACAGGUUAGAAAAUGGUGGGCAAUAUCCAUAUUUCUGAUAUGCAUGACCGGCAGGUGAGACUCCCACCAGCAGUAUGGCCCUAAUGUGUUUAAUAUUUUGCUGCCAGCACAAAGGAAAUCUUUCUCCUAACUCUGAAAUACUGUCUUCCAGCUACAAUCAAAAGUUAGCAAUUGGAUUGGGCAUGGAUUUGAAUAUUUCGCAACUUACAAAUCAGUCUGGGACAGCUCAGAUAUAAAUGUUGAGACAUCACUUUCAGAUAGAUCAUGUUGACCUGAACUGUUGGAAGCACACAGAGACAGGAGUGUUGGGUGCCUGAAACUAUAAAGUGGGAUUAAGUCCAUCAUUAAGAAACUGGAUUCUGAAAUGGAUAUUAGCCAGUUAGAGUUUAUAGCCCUGAUGUACUUUGGCGGAUUAUAGAUACUAAAUUUGUGAAGAAAAGAUUAAAAAUUAAAAUAAGGUGCUAGAAGUACACAAAAUGACAAACAUCAGAAAAGAUGCACUAAUAAUUUGGAUAUGAGCUCUUUGAGUUCUGAUGAAGGGUUUUUUCCCAGCUUUGCAGUUUUGUCUUUUUAUUGCCAAUACAAAGUGAAAUGGUGAUAUUCAUAGUUUUGAAAGUGUUCACAGAAAAAAUACGUUACCACAAAAUAUCAAAAUGAUCCUGUUUGCAUUGUUUUUAUAAUAAAAACUUACUUGUUCUACACCUA